AUGGCGGGGUUUUCCGAUGCCCCAGCCGAAGUCAUCGACAACAUCGUAAGAUUCGUCAUACGAAGAGCCGAUUUUGCGAACCUAUGCCUCGUCAAUAAGGGGCUCCACCGGUCUGCAGUACCUCAUCUUUAUUCCAGUAUUAAGAUAACAUGGGACCGAGAACAUCCAAACCCCUCGAUCAGUCCUCUGAUCCGCACUCUUGUUCAGAGUCCAGAAUUGGUUGUCCUCAUAGAUGAGAUUUACCUAUUUGGAGAGUACUUGUCAGAUACUGCAGAGCGCCCAUCCUUGAAUACAACUGGCAUUCCACUUGAUCAAUUCAUUAAUAUUAUCAAUGAGAGUCAGGUGCCAUAUGCCAGCACCUGGAUCGAUGGUCUGAAGUCGGGCAACAUGGAUGCAUUUGCUGGUCUCCUGAUUGCCAAUCUUUCCAAGAUUACCAGCCUAAGAAUCACCCAUAACUUUAUCAACGGGGACGACAUUCUCGGCAAAGUCCUUUUGUCUAAAGUUUUCGGCGAGCUGCCUGCAUUUGAGCGGCUUAAAACAAUGAGCUAUGUCAAGAGAAUGGAUCGUGGAAAUUGGGAGAGAAAUCAGAUUGUCGAAUACGUUGCAUCUCUCUUUCACAUACCAACAAUCACGGAUAUGUCCGUGUCGAUGACGAAUGAGCCAUUUGAGUGGCCAAGAGGAGAACCUAAUCUCGACUGCCUGACUUCGCUGCAUAUCGAGUGGGCUAUUGGCUCUGUCCUAGCUGAAGUGCUUCUCCUCACACCAAACCUGAAAUCACUCUCCUGGCGCUGGAUCUAUCACGCUGAUGUCAACGAAGAGCGUGAAUUCACGGUUCUAGACUAUGACCAGAUUUUUCUAGCGGUAUCACUCGUCGAGGAGACAUUGGAAACGCUGGUUCUUUCUUUUGUGGUCGGAGAUGAUGAUUACGACAGAGCGCCUGUGGGGAUGGAUAUUCGGGGAUCUUUCAGCCGCUUGUCCGAGCUUGAACGACUUAAAGAACUAUCCAUACCUAUGGCUUCGGAGCCGAGCCUAUACCUUUGA
Molecule: messenger RNA, 1041 nt
Organism: Clonostachys byssicola
Lineage: Eukaryota; Fungi; Ascomycota; Sordariomycetes; Hypocreales; Bionectriaceae
Source: the annotation of a GenBank genome assembly